Pleurotus ostreatus (oyster mushroom) is the source of this 891-nucleotide messenger RNA. RefSeq lists its product as uncharacterized. The transcript is spliced from 6 exons. Gene Ontology annotation, molecular function: nicotinate-nucleotide diphosphorylase (carboxylating) activity. Gene Ontology annotation, biological process: quinolinate catabolic process; NAD+ biosynthetic process. Lineage: Eukaryota; Fungi; Basidiomycota; Agaricomycetes; Agaricales; Pleurotaceae. Gene Ontology annotation, cellular component: cytoplasm. The coding region runs from base 1 to 891 and encodes 296 amino acids. The record is from RefSeq and is a predicted model, not a curated record.
AUGGCAAGCACGAACUCAUUUGAACAUCUGCUUCCUCCAAGCUGGAAGACUCAAGUGAAUGUCUGGUUGGGGGAAGACACUCCUUCAUUUGAUUACGGAGGUUAUGUUGUCGGUGAGGCGCACAGGGAAGCGUUCCUGUUCGGGAAGGGCAAGACUCCGGCCGUCCUUGCUGGAUCGCCGUUCUUCACUGAAGUGUUCGCUCAGCUUGGUUGUGAGGUUAAGUGGCACGUCCAAGAAGGGGAGACGUUUGAACCUGUAAAGCAUGUCGCUACAGUCAGCGGGAAAGCUCGGCAUCUGCUGCUCGGCGAACGUGUCGCCUUGAAUAUGCUUGCUAGGUGCAGCGGUAUUGCUACCAAAUCAAAGCGGGUGAAAGACCUAGCUAGAUCGUACGGAUACCAGGGGACAAUAGCUGGGACUCGCAAGACAACACCAGGCUUCAGGUUGGUUGAGAAGUAUGGCAUGCUCGUCGGCGGAAUCGAUCCACAUCGCCAUGAUCUUUCCAGUAUGAUCAUGCUGAAAGAUAAUCAUAUCUGGUCAUCUGGCUCCAUCACGGCGGCGAUACAGCAAGCUCGCGCAGUAGGCGGUUUCACCCUUCUGCUGGACGUGGAAGUUCGGAACGAGGCAGAGGCAGAUGAAGCAAUUGAUGCUGGUGCCGAUGUUAUCAUGUUGGAUAAUAUGGAAGGCGUUGAGCUCGUGGAUGUUGCCAGACGCCUGAGGGAGAAGUGGAACGGCAAGCGGAAAUUCCUGUUUGAAUCUAGCGGUAACAUCACAGAAUCGAAUCUUCAAGAGCGAGCGAUCAACGAAAUCGAUAUUCUUAGCACAAGUGCCGUCCAUCAGUCCGUUCAGCACAUCGAUUUCAGCUUGAAGAUACAGAUGCCAGAUCACGCGUAA